CAACAUUUUCCGUCACUGAAACCUCAACUUCUUUAAGUCGAUCCUGGAAAAGAACUCUUUAUCUGCAGUGACUUCAUAGUGACAACUCACUAUAGACCACCAAACACCUUCUCUUUUCUCUGUGAGAACGUUCCAACGCCAAUGACGUACCACUCCAUUUUUCCAUGAUCUCACAUCGAUCCAAUAGUAAAAGACGUUUCCAUCAGGACCAAGCCUGACACCCCUCACAGACUAGCAUCUUAGCUAAGCCUAAGGCCCAGAGGACAGAUGUACUGACACCCUGCGUCUCAAUGAUUUCAAUGAAACGUGUUGUCACAGAGGUCCAGACCACCCACUCCUGAGGGGGAACACUGAGGUGACAGACAUGCCCAUGUGACUGCUCUGCCGCAGGCCUCCCAAUAACACCACCCCUGCAGCCAUGCUGACACCUCAGACGCUCACCUUUCUGUGAGAAUGAAUGAAAUAAAAGGCAGCAGCCUAAAAAAAAGAAUGUAAAGAAAACCCGAACACGCAUUAAAACUGGAAGUCCUUGGGUGUAAGAGGCUUUUUUUGUGUAAUGGAACUCUAUCGGAGACACAACAUGAUCAGGAAGUCCACCACUUUAUCACGUGUUACGGGCAAAAUGAACCCUGUACCUUCCUUAUGCUCCUGAACGCUCUGCUUUCAGGAGGAUGUAUGGCCUUCGCAGGAGACCACCGUGGAGAUGGUCGCCGUGUCUGCUCUCGAUCAUCUGUGUGUGGCUCCUCAUGUCCCCUCCACCCACAGCAGUCGGGUACUUCUUGGGCGACACCAAAGCGGUGUUGAACGGCUGCAAUGACCACUGGACCCUGCAGGACCGGGCGUCCAUGCCGCUGCUCUACCACAUGACUGUGUGCGUGGACGUCCGCGUGGUCAUCCCCGGACCCUGGGUGGCCUUCUCCUACAGCUCGGUCCACGCACCCAAACCGGAACUAGGCCUGGAAGGAGACAGCCAAGCGCUGUACGGAUGGCUGCUGAGAGUCCGACACCGAUUCCCAGUGAGCCUGUCUCCCUUCCAGUGGCACCGGGUGUGUCUGAAGAGAGACGUGCGCGGCAACACCUUCAGCCUGCAGGUGGAUGAGGUCCUGGUCGCCAAGAGGACGGUCAUCGCUCAGGCCAUCCCUCCCUCUGGCUCGCUGUGGCUCGGCUGUCGUCCCAGAGACAAAGUUCGCGGCGCCGUGCGGGGGAAAGUGGAGGUCUACAUGUUCCGAAUGUGGCCCGACCUGAACGACCACGGGCUGUGCGAGGAUGGCUCUGUGAUCCGCUGGAACGCCAACUACUGGGGCCUCACGAGCCCCCGGGCUCGGGAAACGGAUCCCCAACUCAUGUGUGACCACAGGAGGCUGAAACGAGACGUCCGUGCUAAAAGAAGCGCCACUGCAUUUCCGACUGGAUUCAGACGACUAUUUUCCCCUCCACCAAUGCCCCACACCACGACUACUACAGGUCCUGUCAUGAGAGCAUUGGGCGCAGCUUCCACAGCCAGCAGUAGAACAAUCCCAAGCAGCCUCCCGACCACGGCUCUGACCAGAUCAACAAACACAGCGCGACGCCUGGAUUCAGUCCCCACACCCCUCAGAACCACCUCCCUGGCCUCCACGCUCAGCAGCAGGGCUUUGAUCUCAGCCACCCCGGCCUUCACGGCCAGCUCCUCUGAUGUCAGCACAUAUUCUCCAGCAAGUCAGACCGCAGCCGCGGCGCCCCGCUCGAUCACAACACUGUCUGCCACGUUGGCCACGCCCACCGACAGCCGCACGUCAGCCGCACCACUCUCUGACUGCGACUUCAGCCAGCUGUGCUCCGGCGAGAAUGCUUAUUUUUGGAUGUCAAUCAACGUCAGCUCUCAAGAAGACGGAACAACUGAGCAACAAGUCCUCGACAUGGUGUCCGGGGCCUUCAGGUGUGAUGAGGAAACGUCUGCUGCUUCAGAGCUCUGUGCUCGAAACAUUCAGCCUCAGGUGUCAGCGCUGAACUGCAACCACACGGCCAACAUCAGUGGAACCAACUGUAACGUGCUGCUGGAGCUCAGCCGCCUGGUGUCCACGUGUGAGCUGCGGCGGUUGGCGGCGUCUGCGCUCCAGCGGGCAGGAAGUGAGGGGGUACGAGUGAGGAUUGUCGGAGAGGUGGAGCGAGUCGGUCGGAGUCAAUGUGAAGGCGCGGCGUCCUCUAGUGGCAGGUUUGUGAGGUGCACGUCUUCGUCUUCCCUGGAGGAGGUUUGUCAGGCGAACCUCAACAGCAGCCUCUCCUGCUCUCUUUUUGAUCCACACUCGAUCACUGAGUCCACAACAGAUACAGAGUCCUGCAGCAGUGAAGCACCUCAGCUCUGUGACUGCUCAGCCUUCUGCAACUCCACCAAUCAGUUGUACGCCACAAGACUGGGGAUCAGCAGCGCCGCCGUGACCCUCGAUCUCCUUCAAACUCUGCUCUCAUCUCGUCCAUGUGACACAGCAGCCGAAUGCCAACGCUAUCUCAGCAUUUAUCAGUUCUACCAGGAUGUUCAUCUGCAAUGCCACGGAACAGAAGACAGGCUGUACAGCUGCAUGGUCAUCAUGGAGACGUCCAGAGCAGUGGAUGGUUGCCUCCUCAGUGAACUGGUGCAGCGACUCGUUGACACUCAGGAGAACAUAACAACGGAGCUUCCGCUCACACAAAUGGUGAUCUGUGGUUCUUCUGAGUCGACUGUGGGCGACUUGUUGGCUUCCAAUUUGACCUGGUCUGCCAGUGACCAGCUGGUCUCUGACAUCUGCCUCCCUGAACCCACACUGUUUCACUGCAACGCCAAUCAAAGUGUGGCUGUGCUUCUGAGUCAGAACUGCUCUUCCUUUCCUGAAACUCCAAGCACGACGACUCCUUCAACCAUGUCCGAACCCACAACCACAGGAGCGCCCCGAAGCUCAACUGCUGAUGACAAAACGCCAGGCACAACAAAUACACCUGAAUUUCAAACUUACACCACAAUUAUAACCAUCACGAGCAACAUAACAGACUCAGCGUCUGCAACCAAAACAUCCACGUCAUCUGCAAACACAACAACUUUGAACAACGCAGAGGCGACGAGAACAUUCACACAGACACAAAAUCACACGACAACAAACCUAACAACAGAAGACACAAUGUGGCCGACUGUUAACAUCAUCGAUAACGCCACAACAGAAAUGAACGCGGCAUCAUCUGCAACUAGCACAACAACGAAUAGCCCAGCUACAACAACCUUCGCUACAUCGUCUGCCCCUAUCUCAACAGUAUGGGUCACAACCGAAGGUCCUGAGACCACCCCAAUGUUUGCUACAGCUACAGCUCCUUAUACGACUUUGGCAAUGAGUACUGAGCCGAUAUCUGGUCCACCUGCUUCUACUACUUUUGCUACCAGUACUGCUGCGACAACAUCUACUACAACUGCAGAUUCAACCUUUGAUUCAGCUACUGCUGCGGAUUUCACUACUCCCUCCACAACAUUUGGAUUCGAGACUUUCAACAUAGUGGCUACUGAAACUACAGCUAGCUAUGAUGAUGCUACAAAUAAUGCAACAAGCUACACCUCAAUGAUGAUCACCGAUAUCACAAAUGAAACUCCCGCCAUUACAAUCACAGAAACAAUUUACACUUACACGACAAUAGAAGACACAACACAGACAACCGUCAGUGAAACCGAAACUCAAACAUUUUUCACGUUUCUUGACAACACAACAGAUCACACUUCGAUCCUCACCACACCUUCGCAUACAACAUCAGCGAGCGUGUCUACGACUGUAAACAAUGUAGCACUUCAAACAAUUACACUCACUCCAAGCAACACAACUUACAACGUAACUAGCUUCCCCACAGUUACAGCCAAUCUCAGUAGCACGACGCUAACUUAUAACACGGCAACCAGUUCACCUGUAAACACAACACUGUUUAAUGCAACAGCAACAACAAAUCAAACAGCAGUAGGAAGCACAACUGUAGCUAACGACAACAGGUCUUUGCUCAAUCGGACAAGCAGCAACGUAACAACGAGUUCUCCGACAACAACUCAGACACCAGGCUUCGAUUCAACCACAGCCUUCAAUAACCUCACAGCAGUCGAAGCAACAACAUCCGCCAGUGUCGCUGCAGCCAUGCCCAACAACCAAACACUGCAGAACACAACUGCGUUUUUCAAUAACAUGACAACCGCAACACAAUCCAAUGAGACUGUACAUACAGCACGCACAACGGACGUUCCUCUGACACACAGUACUGCAGGUGUGGGCCAUAACACUACCACCAACAUCAACACAAACUUUGCCACAAAUGUCAAUACAAACAUUACAUCAAACAUUAAGACAACUGCAACCUCAGCACCCAACCUCACUGUGAACACAAUCAGAAGCACACAAAACACGACGGUGGACGGGAGCCUGGCGCCUAAUUCGACUGCAGCCAGCCGGACUACAGCUGAUAGAGUUGGACCACCAGUCCAGGCCACAACUGCCAUCAACAGCAGGAGCACAGCAGGCUCUCGGACCAAUGUCACAACAGUGUCAGCGACACAAACCCAAAACCAGGCGUCUGCAGAGCAACAAGUAGACGAGCUGCUGAGUCAAACACAGGACGCCUCGCGCCUCAACUCCUCUCAGAUUGACAUGGUGGUCGGGCAACUGGAGAAGAUCCUGGAAGCAGAGUCUAUUUCUAUAGAAUCGGGACAGAAGGCGAUCAACGUCAUCAGCAACCUGAUGCAGGCAGACCCCGCAGUUCUCGCUCCAUCGGCCAACCGGAUCAUCAAAGUGGUGGACAAAGUGGGGGAGAAGCUGUCAGUGGAGGACAGUAGCGAGCUCCUCUCUUCUGAGUUGCUGGUUCAGCUGGUGAUGCCGGUCGAUGGAACCAAUUUUCAGGCGACCUCUGUCGAUAUCAUCAGCACCAGUAAUGUUCAGACCACAGCUCUCAGCAGAUCCCUCUCCAAAACCUCCGACCCACCUGCAGGGUCCGUGUUUCUGCCCUCGUCCCUCACCGAUGGUCUCAGUACUGAGCAGCAGUUGCAGGCCAGCAGGGUCCAGUUCACGUUCUACACCAAUCCCAUUCUCUUCCAGGACCAGACACUGAACAACCAGACUGAGGUCAGUCCAGUUCUGGCCUCCAGCGUUUCCAACUUGUCCAUCAGCAACUUGAAGGAGGACAUCCGCUUCACUAUCCGACAUACUGAACCCCAACAAGCAAACUUUGAGGCUUCCUGUGUGUUCUGGGACUUCAGUCUUCACGGAGGUUCUGGAGGUUGGAGUUCUGACGGCUGCUCUGUGCUCAACAGUUCGGCCGAAGAGACCAUCUGCGGCUGCAGCCACCUCACAUCCUUCGCCAUCCUGCUGGAUUUGUCCCGGGGUGGAAUCACUGACCGACUGCAGUCUCAGAUCCUCACCUUCAUCACCUACAUAGGCUGCGGGAUCUCCGCCAUCUUUCUGGCCGUCACCCUGCUGACUUACCUCUCGUUUGAUAAGCUGCUGCGUGACAUCCCUGCCAAGAUCCUGGUGCAGCUCUGCACGGCCCUCUUCUUCCUCAACAUGGUUUACCUGCUGGACGGCUGGCUGGCCCUCUACACGGCGCCAGGCUUGUGCACCAGCACCGGCUUCUUCCUGCACUACUUCCUGUUGUCAGCCUUCACCUGGACCGGGCUGGAGGCGCUGCACAUGUACCUGAGCAUCGUCCAGGUGUUCACCCCGUACCUCAGCAGAUACAUGCUCAAGUUCUCACUCAUGGGCUGGGGCUUCCCUGUGGUUGUGGUCGUCAUUAUCAUCGCCGUGGACAAAGACAACUAUGGCCUGGUCACAUAUGGGCGGUUCAACGAUGGGACAACGAAUGACUUCUGCUGGCUUAGAAACGACAUUGCCUUCUACGUGGGCGUCGUCGCCUACUUCCUCCUCAUCUUCGUUCUGUGCGUCAUCGUCUUCAUUGUGGUGAUGGUCCAACUGUCCCGGAUCAAGAGGCAGAACCCCCAGAACCAGUCGCCCAACAGAGGCGUGAUGGCCGACGUGCGCAGCAUCGCCGGACUCAUCGUGCUGCUGGGCCUGACAUGGGGCUUCGCCCUCUUCGCCUGGGGGCCGCUCUACCUGCCCUUUGUCUACCUCUUCUCCAUCUUUAACUCGCUGCAAGGUUUCUUUAUCUUCAUAUUCCACUGUGCGUAUAAGGAAAACGUCCGCAGACAGUGGAGGACGUACCUGUGCUGCGGACGCCUGCGAUUGGCUGAAAAUUCAGACUGGAGCCGAACCGCCACUCAGAACACGCGACAUUUAUCCAGCGGCACGGCGACCACGUCCCUCAACCACCUGACUUCACGCAGCUCCUCGGUCACCAGCGACAGCAUCAACAGCAGCGGAUCGGUGUUUGUCGACAGCGGCAUUUCAGACACUUCGCACAGCGACGUUGUCCUCAAUGAGAUUCACAGACGAAACCUCACGCACCAAUUUCAAGUCUGAGAAGACCGGUCAUGACGAAGGGUGAUUUUAAAACGCACAGCAGCUGAGGCUGAACCAAGUCCACCAGCAUGGAACAAACGUGUCAGAUCCGGUGACAAAUGUAGAAUUUAUUACUGAAGAAAGCACUUAUUCCUGCUCUGACUGAAGAUUUUUACUUUUUUUACUCAAUGUUUUUUGUGUCUCCGGAUUUGGUCCUAUUUUAUAAAGUCGGUUAAACAAGCAUGGCUUCUUUAAUAAGAGAUUUAAUUUCAGAUAAUAUCAGUAUUCUUCUAGUGCAUGUGAAAGUGAAGAUGUGGAAGGUGAAUGUAAAGAUUUUGAUUCCAAGGAUGUAAUA
Messenger RNA from Synchiropus splendidus (mandarinfish), 6780 nucleotides. RefSeq names its product mucin-5AC-like. The coding region runs from base 672 to 6446 and encodes 1924 amino acids. Gene Ontology annotation, cellular component: membrane. Gene Ontology annotation, biological process: adenylate cyclase-activating G protein-coupled receptor signaling pathway; cell surface receptor signaling pathway. The record is from RefSeq and is a predicted model, not a curated record. The transcript has 36 exons. Lineage: Eukaryota; Metazoa; Chordata; Actinopteri; Syngnathiformes; Callionymidae. Gene Ontology annotation, molecular function: G protein-coupled receptor activity.